GAGAGAGAGAGAGAGAGACAUUUCAGUCCUUAUCCCGCCAUAGUUGGUUCCUCGCGUACCCGCCGUAGACCAUCACCAGUAAACCACCUCGCUAGGCUGCUUCACUCGUCUGCCGGGGCCGGCUGGAAGUCUUCUCCUGCUCCACUUAUUCAACUGGAUUUACGGCUAAUUUCUACGUUACCAUCUGUUUUUACACCUUUUUUAAAAAGUUUGCUGCGGAGAAUCAUCACUUUUUAGACGUUAUUUCCCACAGUGGGAUUUUCCCUCCGUUGUUAUAAUUUCUUGUUGCGCUUUUGGCAAAUUCAGGAGAGAAACUUUUAUUUAGCUGGCUUCGAUAUCAGUUUUUACGAGCUUUGUUUGGGUUUUUUGUUGGACUUGGACAAACAAUCACCACCAUGCACAAGCUGUACAUUGGGAAUCUAAGCGACAGCGUGACUGCUGACGACUUGGGCAAAACCUUCGACGAACACAAGAUCCCGUACUCGGGUCAGUUCCUCAUGAAGACGGGCUACGCGUUUGUGGAUUGUCCGGACGACUCCUGGGCCAUGAAGGCCAUCGAGACCUUUUCCGGUAAAGUGGAACUUCAAGGCAAACGUAUUGAGGUCGAGCACUCCGUCCCCAAGAAGCAAAGGACCAGGAAACUGCAGAUCAGAAACAUUCCACCUCACCUGCAGUGGGAGGUGCUGGAUGGUCUGUUGGCUCAGUGUGGAACCGUAGAGAACUGUGAACAAGUGAACACCGAGAGUGAGACGGCCGUGGUCAACGUCACGUAUGCGUCCAGGGAGCACGCCAGGCAAGCCAUCCAGAAGCUCAACGGCUACCAGUUCGAGAACAACGCCCUGCGCGUCUCCUACAUCCCCGACGAGAACUCCGAGGCAGAGGGGGGCCAGCGGGGGCCCGACAACGGGCGGCGCGGCUACGGGCCCCGCGGCGGGCCCCGCGGCGGCUCACCGAACUCCGGUAUGCCCCCCAAGCCGCCGCACGCCGACAUCCCCCUGCGGCUGCUGGUGCCCACGCAGUACGUCGGCGCCAUCAUCGGCAAGGAGGGGGCCACCAUCCGCAACAUCACCAAGCAGACGCAGAGCAAAAUCGACGUGCACCGCAAGGAGAAUGCAGGCGCCGCAGAGAAGCCCAUCAGCAUCCACUCCACCCCCGAGGGCUGCUCGUCGGCCUGCCGCAUGAUCCUGGACAUCAUGCAGCAGGAGGCCAAGGACACCAAGACUGCUGAUGAGGUUCCUCUAAAGAUUCUGGCUCACAACAACUUUGUGGGACGCCUGAUUGGGAAGGAGGGACGCAACCUGAAGAAAGUGGAGCAGGACACGGACACCAAGAUCACCAUCUCCCCUCUUCAGGACCUGACGCUGUACAACCCAGAGAGGACCAUCACAGUCAAAGGCUCGUUGGAAAACUGCUCCAACGCCGAGGUGGAGGUCAUGAAGAAGGUCAGAGAGGCCUACGAGAACGACAUCGCCGCAAUGAAUCAACAGACCCACCUGAUCCCCGGCUUAAACCUCGGUGCUCUGGGCCUCUUCCCCUCCUCCUCCAACAUGCCUCCUCCGCCGCCUGGAAACGCCUCCGGUAGCGCCCCCUACGGCUGCUUCGGGGCUCCAGAGCAGGAAACGGUCCACGUUUACAUUCCAGCACAGGCCGUGGGCGCCAUCAUCGGCAAGAAAGGGCAGCACAUCAAACAGCUGAGCCGCUUUGCCGGGGCUUCCAUCAAGAUCGCCCCAGCUGAAGCUCCCGACUGUAAAAUGAGGAUGGUGGUUGUGACAGGACCCCCAGAGGCUCAGUUUAAGGCUCAGGGCAGAAUCUACGGCAAGCUGAAGGAGGAGAACUUCUUUGGCCCGAAGGAGGAAGUAAAACUGGAGACUCACAUCAAGAUGGCCGCCGCAGCUGCGGGAAGGGUCAUUGGCAAGGGGGGGAAGACGGUGAACGAGCUUCAGAACCUGACAGCGGCCGAGGUGGUGGUCCCCAGGGAGCAGACGCCCGACGAAAACGACCAGGUCAUUGUGAAGAUCAAUGGACAUUUCUACGCCAGCCAGUUGGCUCAGAGGAAGAUCCGUGACAUCCUGACCCAAGUGAAGCAGCCACAGAAAGGCGGCUCGGGCCCCGGCUCGGGCCCCGGCCCAAACCCCCAGGGCUUCACAGAGAUGGGCAGCCCCACGCAGGGACUGACUCAGGACCACCAGCCACGCAGGAAGUGAGGGUCCCCCACCACCCUCAACACGUGCUGUGGGACCCCCCCCACGGCCGGACGGAGAGACACAAAGACAGACAGACACACGGAAAGACGGACAGACACAGACAGACAAAACAGACAGACAGAGGGAUGCAGGAGAGCGACACACGAUACAGCGAUAGACAGACAGACAUCGAGGGAGGGAGGGAGGGAGGGAGGGCGCCCGAGAGAAAGACGGGGAUUAAAAUCAAAAGAUGAAAUGAAUAAAAUUAAAAAUAAAAAAAAGUAAGAAAACGUGAGAACAGACGCCAGAUGCCAGGCCAGAAAGAGGCUGAGUGAGGAUGGGGGGAGGAAGUAAGGGGGGGUGGGGAGAGGCGUCCUCCUAGCGAGUCUCCGCAGGGCUGCUCGCCCGCUGCAGGUUCAACACCCGUCCACGAGACACGCUAGCCAGGCUGUUCGUCCCUCCGUCCCCCCGACAGGCCUCUCCCGCCAUCUGCACUCAGUCCUAUAUUUUAAAGGUGUUUUCUUUUUUUUUUUAACAUAGAGAUAUAUGUAUAGAAAUGUUUUAUUCAGAGCUAUUAUUGAUAGAAUGCAGUGAAGCAGAGCCGGGAGAGGGAGUGGGGAAACGGACCGCGGCGGCACAGGGGGUGAGGGGUGGCGCCCCCAUCCCCCCUUAACCUGCCCCCUUAACCUGCCCAGCCAAUAAAAGUCUAGAAAGAGGGGCCGCAGAUGUUAACACUGCUCUUUUGGAAAAAAAAAAGAAAAAAAGGAACUCUUCCGAAUAGCGGAGCGUUUGUAAGAAGAAAAUAUGAGGUUGUAAAUAUAAUCUUCAUGUGGAUGAAGUGCUGCGUCUGGCCGCCUUGCCUUUUUUAAAGAGUAAUUCAAAGAGGAAAAAGAAGGGGGUCUUCUUUUCAUUUCCCAGUGCUUCGUCUAUGACAUGUAGCAUAAUGUAGCCUACAACAGGGCUCUGGGCGGGGGAGGCACUGAGGCCCCCUCCCCACUAUUCGCCGUGUGGUGGGAGGCGCAGCAGGAGACAGUAAGGGGAGCGGCGGUCGCAGCUGGUCCUGCAGUUCUAAUGCAGCGGCCCAGCUCACACACACGAGACGCAGCCGGCGCUACGCUAGCUGGGUAUCGGCCCCGCACCUCAAACGGCAUAUUUUAUAUAUAUUAUAUAUAUAUGAUAUGUGAGUUAGCCCGGCCCCUCGGGUGAAUGUAUCAAAGGCAGCGAGUCGGGUGUGAGGUUUUCCCGCCCCGUACCAAUACGUUGUGCAGUGACGGACAGAUGGACAAGGCGCGUCUCGAGACUCCGCCCAUUGCCUUCUCCCGGCGCUGGACACUCCAGGUCGGUUCUCAGACAGGAUGGCGUUCUCCUCAGAGGAGCUGGGGGUCCUUGAGACCAUCCCUGUAUUAGAAGGUGACUUUGUUGAGACCGGCCUCGGUUCAGCGCAGGACCCAAAAGGCGGGUUUUCCAGCUCCUUGCCUUAAGCUCAAGGUAAAAUCAGACCGAACUGGGGAGGGGGGGCGGCUUCCUCAUUCUCUCUCCCAAUCUGCCAAAGGCCUGUGGGUGGAGCUUCCAGACCCUGCCCCUAUAUGAUAAUGAGGGGCGGGGUCUUCGCCUGGAUGCUCUCACCCAAGAUUAGAACAGAUUAGAGAAAUAAAUGAAAAAGAAAAAAACUACCUCAGGGUAAAGUUACCUCAGUAUUCCUUACUUUUUUUUGCUUGCUGGUGUUUUAUACGAGAUAAAACGAGAGCUGAAUAUUGUUUAUUUUUUUAAAAGAAAAGUAUUUUUUUUUAGAUCUUGUGUUGUUUCUUUGGUUAUAUUUUUUCUGUUUUUUUUUCUUUUUUGGCGUGUGAGAUGAUGGGUGAAUGUGCUCAGGAUGACGAGGCUGCGUGUUUUUCUCAGAUAUUGAUAAACUGCUGGUCUACAGAGGAAAUGGAUCAAGGACCAUUUUGCCUUUUUGAAAACGUUUUUUCUCGUAAAUUGAGGAAAACAUGCUCUCUGUCUUCCUGAGGUGUGAUUGGAGCAGCUGAAGUAUUGGCCGAAGGGGGGGUGGUGCAGCUAGACGGGGGGGGUUACCCGUGGCUCACGUCAUCAGCGAGGAUGUGACACUCUUCCUCAGGGGUCGUCCCAUUGUGUCAGGACCUCCUUCACCCGCCUCAUUGUAAUGACAUCAUCACCAAGCGCCAGACAUUACGAGAGGGCUCCAAGCGUUCAGGACGUUGAGGUUUCUCGCCCUCAACGAAGACAUGAGAGAGCUAGCUUUAAAAGGCCCAUUUCUUUUACCCCCUGUUGUGGAACUCAUUAGAUCAGAGAGGUCCAUCUGCAGCGUGAAGCCAUUCCCCACACACACACACACACACACACACACACACACGCCCACACAAGCGCCAACACACCGCUGAACUAGCUCUGACUUCUCUGAAUGUGAAUAUUUAUUACCUGUGCACUGACCGCGACACCAUAGAUGCUCUCUGGUGUGUGUGUGCGCGUGUGAGUGAGCGUGUGUGUGUGUGUGUGCGUGCAUGUGUCCGGUUUUAAAUGUUCAUUUCUGUCAGGGGACGUUGUUUGGGUGAGACUUUAGCAGGAAAAAAAAAAGCAGAAAAAAGUUGGACGAGAACCUAUGGGGCCCUCCGUCUGUAUUACAACUGACUGUGGACCUUUUUGAAGUCGAUAAAAAAAGGAAAGGCAAGAGUUUAAAACAACAUGAACACACCUGUGAAAUAGAUUCAAACCUGUAUAUAAGAUUUUAAAAAAGCAAUCGCGAUACUUUUGUAUUUUUUGAGUAAAAAAACGCUAAAAGGAAUCCGAAUGGGAGGAGGCGUAGAGUGAGGACUGCCGAAGCUGCCGAAGGACACUGCCAGAUAACAAUCUUCUCAACGUCCCAUCACCUCCGCCCGGCGACCUCCACCUUCAGCCUCCACCGGCUCACCCCAAAACAGGGGAAGGUCUAUUCCAUUGUGUCUAUGCCUCCAUCUUUGAGAGAGGCGGGUAAACCUUGCAGUGUGACGCGGGUCGCCCAUAGAGCUCUGUUCACCACUACCAAGACACCCAAUUUAUGAUUUGACAAUUCUAUUCAGCCCAGCGCCAUUUUGGAUCAGUUAGCAUUCUUUUUAUUUGCUUUUUUUUGGCAAUACAGCAAAUUUUUUAUAGUAGACGUGACAUCUGGAGACGUACUGUUGCACGAAUUAAUGAAAUAUGUUGACCACGUCGCACUGCGGAAAAACGACUUUGGCAAUUCUUUUAAAAUGUGUAGAAAGAAGGGGGGGGUUGGGGGUGGGGAAGGGGCGGGGCUUGGACUGAGUUCCGUCUCCCUUUAUCUUUGUCCCCCUCCCUCUGUCCUUCUGCAAAACAAAAUGAUUUAUGUCCCCUUACAAUUGUGUUGCCCUCUGAACUCCGGGAGAAGAGUGACAUUUUUUCUUGUUCUUUUUUAUUUAGAAACAAACCUUUUGAAAAAUAUUUGUUUCAUUUAUCGGAGUGGGCGGAAUCUCCAGGGUCCCUCGCGCUGGUCUCCAUCGUGUUUUUUUUAGCCUCACUUCUGUUCAAGACUUUUCCAUUUUGAUUUUUUAUUUACUUUAACCACCGUUUUGUUUUUAUUGUUUUAACUAUCGAAGUCCUAACACUUUUUGGCAAAAAAUAGAAAUAUUUGAUAAUUUCUCGUUUUUUUUCUCCAAAUGUCUCAAAUCUAACAAACCAGCUUCUAAAUAGAAAAAUCUACAAUCACUUAGUUCAGUACUUGACAGUAACUGUUCCCAAUGCACGGGAAGGGGAUCAGCUCUUAGCAGGCAGAUACAGAACCUUGCAGAUGGCUGCAUUCAGACACACCGUGCUGCCAACAGAUCCCCAACAGCAGAUGUGCAUUAUUUCUGGCGCCAAAGGUCAACCCUCUCUCCUUUUUCAUUUUCAUGCAAGUUGAGUCGGGCACCUGUCUGCUAAGCCUUGUCCCAGCUGAUUCUAACGUAUCAAUAUGUGACAAAUAAACAUUCAAGUAUCAAACGUAUUGAUUUUGUUGUAUCCAGCGUAUUCUAAGACUGCCGAAAGGAUCGUACCCGUGCAUGUUUUAUCCCAUUUACUGUAGACUGUAAGCCACCCCGCUGAAAACCCUCCCCAGCUGAACGUGGCCAUACGAUGUGUGGGCCUCUCCACCAGAAAAAACAGGCUUUAAGAUGCUAAAAUGCUUCUCUGAGUUGAGGGGGAAGAAUUCUCUAUGGGGACGCUGCGUAUUCCGCAUCAGCACUGUCAACGGUGUGCAGCAAAUGGGCGGAAAUCAAGUGGCGUCGUCCUUUUUAGUUAAAAAAAACGUGGGCGAUACGGACAGACCGCUGCUGUGGUGCUCAAGCAGUACAAACUUCUCUUUGUCUUGUCCCCCCGUCCCAAACGGAGACCCAGGGGAGGGACACGCCGACGAAACAGACCGGACACAUAACUGGGAACGCUACCUCAAAUCCUAAGUCAGAAAUGCAGACAGAAAGCACGAACAGUCUAUGUGACGUUAUCUUCGUCACCCUUCAACUUCUAUUUAAGUUUUAUUUUUAAAUUGCCUCUUUCAAGCUUUCGAGGUGGGACUGUAAAAAAAAUAAAUGACUAAAGACAAAACACUCGUACACAUUGUGGGACACUGUGGGCAGCCGGAACAAUUUUAAUUUUAUUGCGUUGUGUGGGACGACAGGAACCUGAUUUGUCCAUUUCUGGGCUCAUCUUCUGAAAGUGAGCGGCGGGUUUUCCAGUUGAUUCAGUCACCUGAACCCAUUGUUUUUCUUUUUCUUUCUUACCUGCCUCCGAUCGCUAACUACACCCACAAUCCCUUCAGCUCUGCCCUGCUGCACCCCUCACCUCCCUCCCUGUGAUUCACCUCCUGAAUCAAGGGCCACGACACCUGUAACCAUGUAAUUGUUUUGUUGAUCUACCUCCUGGGAAGAAAAUAGGGCUUUUUUUGGGGGGAAAAAUGACACGCAAAUGUCAAACAAAAAAAGUUGCUCAAAAGAAAUAUAGCUAAAUGAAUAACUGGGUAGCAGCAUCUCCAUAUACUGUAGUGGAUAGUCUAUUAAAGGAAAACAAACUUACUUCUUCCAAAGAAUCUUUUCUUUCUUCUUAGUUGUUUAUCAAUUAUGAAAUAAUAGUAUUUUGGUUUUUUUUGGUUUUUAAUUAAAAAAAAAGAAUCAUUUUUCUCCAAUUUGCAUUUUCUUUUGUCAAUUUCGUUUGCAAACCCUUUAACUUCAAGAUAUUUUUUAUUGACUUUUGAUGUUUUUUUUCUCUUUGACAGCAUUUUCUCUUUUUCUUUGACAGCAGAUUGUAUCUCUUGUUUUCGGGUGCAUUUGGUGUUUUCUUUCUCUCUGUAUAAACCUACAUGAGUUAUAGCGCCCUGCGAGGACCUUCUACACAGAUCCAUCUUUUCUAAUGAGUUGUUUUAAAAAGGAUUUUCUCUGGCCGGGUAGCUGCGGGGGGGAGGGGCCUCGUUCCUCACCGUGCCGCUGACCUCCGACUCCCCCACUGACAUGGAGUGCGUGCGGCCGCGAGGAGAUGCGGGGUCCCUCCCUUCGCCGGGGCGAAUCCGGUCUUUACAGUAUAUGGACUCUCACCCUCUGCCUGCCUGAUUCCUUUAGUCCUCAUCAACACUUGUUUUAAACUCCCUGUAAACAAAACAGAGCAUAGAUAUGAAUGUGUUAUUAAAAGAUGAGAAAACGGA
Gasterosteus aculeatus aculeatus (three-spined stickleback) is the source of this 7863-nucleotide messenger RNA. It is a transcript of the gene igf2bp1, whose product is annotated as insulin-like growth factor 2 mRNA binding protein 1. The record is from RefSeq and is a predicted model, not a curated record. Gene Ontology annotation, molecular function: RNA binding. Lineage: Eukaryota; Metazoa; Chordata; Actinopteri; Perciformes; Gasterosteidae.